AUGAUGCUCAACUCAGACACCAUGGAGCUGGACCUACCUCCCACCCACUCUGAGACCGAGUCGGGCUUCAGCGACUGUGGGGGCGGGGCGGGCCCUGACGGGGCGGGGCCGGGGGCGCCGGGAGGGGGCCAGGCUCGCGUCCUGGAGCCAGGAGAGCCGGGCCGGAAAGACCUGCAGCACCUGAGCCGUGAGGAGCGGCGGCGCCGGCGGCGCGCCACAGCCAAGUACCGCACGGCCCACGCCACGCGGGAGCGAAUUCGCGUGGAAGCCUUCAACCUGGCCUUCGCCGAGCUGCGCAAGCUGCUGCCCACGCUGCCCCCCGACAAGAAGCUUUCCAAGAUUGAGAUCCUGCGCCUGGCCAUCUGCUACAUCUCCUACCUGAACCACGUGCUGGACGUCUGAACACUGCCUGCCUCCCGCCCUGGAUUCACUCCUCUCCCCGGGGCUUCGCUGGGGUCCCUCCUCACCGCUCACUGCUUAGAACGGCCUCUCCUCCCUGAGCCCCCGUACCCUGGCAUAGCAUGU
Molecule: messenger RNA, 525 nt
Organism: Kogia breviceps (pygmy sperm whale)
Lineage: Eukaryota; Metazoa; Chordata; Mammalia; Artiodactyla; Physeteridae
Gene: NHLH1
Product: nescient helix-loop-helix 1
Biological process (GO): regulation of transcription by RNA polymerase II
Molecular function (GO): DNA-binding transcription factor activity, RNA polymerase II-specific; RNA polymerase II cis-regulatory region sequence-specific DNA binding; protein dimerization activity
Source: RefSeq, a predicted model, not a curated record